AUGACUUUCAUGUCAUUCCUCCGUGAUGAGCGCGUCAUUCUCGUGGGCAUUGGUGCCGCUACGUUCGGCUUGGUCACUAUGAUGACCCAGAUGCUGACGUACAUUCGCGACGACAAUGAAGUCAAGGUUACACCUCCGAAGACGCAGUACAUCACUCAAGAAACAGAGGAUGCGCUCGGUCUCGAUACUCUCGACAAACUUCUAUGCCAUCCUAAUUUCUCCAUACGCGACGUCGCCAUCAAGAUCCUCUGCGACCGCGCCGUCAACGAUCCCGACACUGUCCGGCACUUGCUGUAUGGGAUCACGAGACCGGACUAUGAUACUCGUAUGAAGAAUCUCCGUGCUUUGGCAACAUUGACAGGGCAGACUAAUGACUUCGCAGAGGGUCUCUCAAAGCUGCACACAUGGAGAGCAUACACUGCCCUUGUCAGAUCUCUGGAGUUGAGCCUCGACGACGUGGAGCAAGCCAAAUUGGACGACAAGUACUGGGACGAAUACUAUCUCCGCGAUAUGGCCGAACGUUUCUGCCUCAUGUUCGUCCUCGAGCUCAUCACUAAGUACGGUGCGGAUAUGUUGGUGAAGGCCAGGUUCGUGGAGAAAUGGCUAGCCAAGCAGCAUUGGGGAGACGACGAAGCGGAACGGCAGGAGAACUUUACCUAUUACAUGGAGCACAAGAACAAUCGCAUCGUCGACAUUGUUACGAGGAUCGCGCACACAACGCAGGGGGCACAGGCAAUUCUCGCCUGUGGCCUCGUCUCCAAAACCAGGCCCGGUAUAAACCCAGAUCCUAACCUCUCUGGCUUCACCGUUGUGUUGCAGUCCACGCUGUGCAACGUGGACAACGUGGACGGCGACGAAGAAGGACUACAUGCGGUGGGCCAAGUGCCCCGUGCGCAAGAGCAUUCGGCCGAGGAACAACGUCUCAGACGCCAACACCGCGAGGCGAUGGUAUUCAACGAUGGCACACGCCCCAUUGGAAGGGAAGACAUCAUUGAGAGAAAUCAAGAUUCACCGACCUGA
Messenger RNA from Colletotrichum higginsianum IMI 349063, 1020 nucleotides. Its product is annotated as Cytoskeleton-associated protein. The transcript has 2 exons. The record is from RefSeq and is a predicted model, not a curated record. The coding region runs from base 1 to 1020 and encodes 339 amino acids. Lineage: Eukaryota; Fungi; Ascomycota; Sordariomycetes; Glomerellales; Glomerellaceae.